AUGGUAGAUUUGCAAUUUUAACUUUAGAACAACUUAAUAGAGAAAAAUUAUUGUCGGGUGAAAUUAAAAGUUUUUAUGAAUGUUCUAACAGAAAUAAUUCGUGGUGCAUGUUCACGAUGGAUCUAUUUCAUAUUCUUGGCAACGGAGCCAAUUUCGAUAAAAAAAGAUUUAAUGUCGAUAUUUCACUUUUUGAGCCGCAAAAUCAGAAAAAACCUGUCAAGAAGGUUGUUAAUGACAAAGAGGCACAAGCAAAUCUUCUUCAAGAAAUCGAUUUUUUUCAUAAUAGUAAAGCUGCCAUUAUUGAAACCUUUGGCAAUGAGGAAGUGUCUAACGAAAUAUUAGCUGGAAAUAGUGAUGAAGAUGCCAGUGAUAAUGAUGAGAAUGAUGAAACUAUUGAACAAAAUGGGUUAAAUACAAUUUCUAAUAUAGAAGAGGCUAAUGAUAGCGAUGACAAUGAUGAAACUAUUAAUCAAUUAAAUACUCAAGAUAAUAUCAAAUUGUUCCGUAAACGACAUCGCAUUCGCGUAUAUGGCUCCGAUAUUCCAAACCCUUUUCGUUCUUUCAGUGAUCUUCAAAAUCUAUAUGGUUUUAAAUCUUAUUUAUACAAGAAUUUGGUCUCUGCUGGAUAUAAGAAACCUACUCCAAUUCAAAUGCAAGCUGUGCCAAUUAUUUUAUACGGACGUGAUGUUAUGGCGAUGGCACCUACAGGAUCUGCAACUGCUGCCACACAAGCACAGGAUCCUCAUUUAAGACAAAAAUUUGAUAUUUUAAUUAGUACUCCUCUUCGCCUUGUUCAUGCUAUCUCACAAGAUAACAUUGACCUGAAAAGUGUUCAUCAUUUAGUCUUAGACGAAGCAGAUAAGCUUCUAGAACUUGGAUUCUUGGAACAAACCGAUGAAAUUUUCGCUGCGUGUUCUAAUAUUAAAUUACAAAAGUACUUAUUUAGCGCGACACUUCCUUCAGGUGUUGAGUCUUUAGCAAAUAAUUUUAUGAAAGAUCCCAUCAGAAUUGUUGUAGGUCUAAGAAAUGCGGCAACAGAAACUAUAAAACAACAACUUAUUUAUGUUGGUGAAGAAAAUGGAAAAUUGACAGCUAUAAGACAAAUGAUUCAACAGGGUGGAUUAAAACCACCUGUUCUUAUUUUCGUUCAAUCAAUCGAACGUGCUAAAGAAUUAUUCCAUGAAUUAAUUUAUGAUGGUAUUAAUGUUGAUGUUAUUCAUGCAGAAAGAACAAAAGCUCAGAGAGAUUCAAUUGUUUUAAAUUUUCGUCAAGGAAAAAUAUGGGUGCUAAUAGCCACAGAGUUAAUGGCACGUGGUAUAGAUAUUAAAGGAGUAAACAUGGUUAUAAAUUAUGAUUUCCCACAAUCAAUACAAAGUUAUAUUCACAGAAUUGGUAGAACUGGUAGAGCUGGUAAAUCAGGCGAAGCCAUUACUUAUUAUACAAAAGAUGAUACUCCUUAUUUAAAGAGCAUUGUGAACGUAAUGAAAGAUUCAGGAUGUAAAGUUCCUAAUUGGAUGCUUGAUUUAAAAAAUCCUUCAAAAGAAUCAAAGCAACAUUUGCGUAAAAGACCGAUCAAACGUAAAACCAUUGAUACAAGAUCUGACUACGAUAAGAAAAAAAUAAAACGCAAAAAAGAAAUGGUUGAAGCUUCUAAAAGAAAGAAGAAUAAAAAAAGUAAAACAUCAACUGAUAAUAAAGAAAGUAUUUAA
Molecule: messenger RNA, 1709 nt
Organism: Scutellospora calospora
Lineage: Eukaryota; Fungi; Glomeromycota; Glomeromycetes; Diversisporales; Gigasporaceae
Source: the annotation of a GenBank genome assembly